AUGGCUAAUUUAAAAUUAGAUAAAGAAGAUUAUACUGAAAAAUCUUUGAAAUUGUCUAAUUAUUUAAUAGAUCAUAAUUUUGAAAAACUUCUUGCAAAAUCUUUAAAUAAAAUUGGAUUGGUAGCAAAUAUAAUUGCUUGUAAUCCUGGUGAUUUUGGAAUAGAUAUAAUUGCUACUCUAAACAAACAAAUAUUUUUAAUUCAAUAUAAAAAUAUUGUUAAAUCUCUUGGUUUUCAAGAUUUACAAAAAAUCGAAUCAGCUUUUAAAAGAUUCAGUAAAGAAAUAGGAAUUAUUAUUUAUAAUA
This is a messenger RNA of Racocetra persica, 304 nucleotides long. The record is from the annotation of a GenBank genome assembly. Lineage: Eukaryota; Fungi; Glomeromycota; Glomeromycetes; Diversisporales; Gigasporaceae.